This is a messenger RNA of Acanthochromis polyacanthus (spiny chromis), 5929 nucleotides long. Its product is annotated as receptor-type tyrosine-protein phosphatase N2-like. The transcript is spliced from 23 exons. Gene Ontology annotation, cellular component: secretory granule. Gene Ontology annotation, molecular function: protein tyrosine phosphatase activity. Bases 219 to 3299 code for a protein of 1026 amino acids. Lineage: Eukaryota; Metazoa; Chordata; Actinopteri; Pomacentridae. Gene Ontology annotation, biological process: protein dephosphorylation. The record is from RefSeq and is a predicted model, not a curated record.
CCGGUAUCUUGACGCUGCCAGCCUCCAGCAGCAGAAACGCCCUGCAUCCUCUACCUCCACCAUCUAUCCGCCGUGUCCUCCUCCAGCCUCCAUCCGCCGUCUCCUCCGCUCCUGCAGCCGCGGAGGAGCCGCUCUGACCGGGUAGGAACACUGACCGGCCCUCCGCUCAGAGAAAUGGACGUUUGACAGCCGAUAGAGACAUUUUACCCAGAAGAGACAUGGAUCCUUUGGCUUUCUCCUUCCUCCUCCUCGCUUCCCUGAGCUGCUUCCCCGCUUCUGCUGACAGGAGAUUCGGCUGCUUGUUCGACAACGAGCUGUGUUCACCGUACGAGAUCUGCGUCAACGAUGGAAUGUUUGGGAGGUGUCACUCUGUUCCGGUGAAGGAGGUUUACACCUACGAUGUCUCCCCGUCUGUGGUGCAACGAUUCAGGAUGCUGCUGGAGAAGCUGUCCAACAGAGGUUUGACCUGGGAGGACGAUGCCACCCAGCAGGUCCUGUCCAAGGAGCUAUCCAAGCUGAGGAGGAUUCCCUACAGGCCGCAGCAGAACUUGCCUGUCUACAACACCGACAGCAGGCCGGUAGCUGAAGCAAUGGACCCAGUGGACCAGAGGGUGAAGCCGGUGGAUGUGGAGCUCAGCAGAAACCUGCAGACAUACCUCCAACGUCUUGGCCUCAUUCCGAAGACUGCCUCCAGCCUGAGCUCGCCUGGCAAGAGUGACCGCUACCAGUCGGGCGUUGCUUCAGAUUUCUAUCGCUCCAAGGCCCAGACCUCGGCUCAGAAGUCGCCUCCCUCCGGCUUCUCCUCCGUUUCAUCCCUUCAGCCUCUGCAGAAGCAGAGACCUCCAGCCGACCAGCUCCUCGCCAUGCGGGCCGAGGGCGACCUUCUCCUGGGCGCCCUGAGGCGGUAUCUCUCUGGGCAUCUGUCCCCAAACGGCGGCGGGCCGAGUCCCGCUGAGGAGGAGACCCCCUCUUUCCGCCUGAGGCCCUUCUACGGCAACGGAAUAGAAAAUUCCGGCCUCAAAAAAGAGACUACAAAACCCCGGCUUCUGAAGAUGGGAAGAACUCAGGGGGCUCCGGUCAAGGACCCGCUCACAUCUGUGGACGAGAGGUUCAUCGAGAACGUUCUGAGGAACGUUGGCCGGCAGCAUGUGGACGUGGACAACCUGACGCCGCAGGAUUUGGACCAGCUGUCGAGCCUCAUAGCGGACGCCCUGCAGGUGGUGGACCAGGACCAGGGCCGGGACCAGGGCCUGUCUCGGGUUCGAGGACCCGGACCGAGGGACCUGGAGGAAGAACCGAGGGAGGAAGAUGAGGAAGAGGAGAAGCUGGAGAACGCUGGCACUGUGAAGCCUGAGGAAAGUACCGCUGAGGCGCUGGCAGUACUUCAAGAGCGCCGCUCGGAUCCAGAAGAGCAGAAUGUGAAGGACAAGGCCGAGAGCGGCAGCCUCUUCACCAAACUCCUCGCCUACCUCGACAAAACCCCCUUCACCGGCCCGCCACCGGCCAGAAACCGGUACGAUGUCGCUGUGGAGACGCCCAGGGACCAGCCGGUCGGCCUGGAGAACGUCCAGAGCCGGACCAGUGAGGCCGGCGUGACGGUGCAGAAGAAGGACGCCACCCAGUCCGUGGAGGAGGUGUCCGAGGUGGAGGGCUGGAUCAAGGAGGUACCGCCUCCUCCGGCUUCGCUCGUCUACGAGGAGCCGCACAAGAAGACGAUGCACGUUCCCGAGCUCCAGCUGGACGUCAAAGCCGGCAGGAAGAAGGCCGACGAUGACGUUUUCGGCUACGUCAUCACCGACACAGAUGGGCUCCAGACAGACGAAGGCCUCCACCUGAUGGAGAUUUUGGCUCGGAGGGCAAAAAUCCAGAUGACUGACUUCGCCGAGCUCUCGGUGGUGGGUCCGGCUGUGACCUUCAAAGUGAGCCCCAACACUCAGAACGUCAGCACCGCAGAUGUGGCCAACGUUGCUGUUCAGCAGAAAACCGAUCUGGAGAAGGAGGCCAAGGUCAGCAUCCUGGAGGCCGGGGUCGCCGACGGAAGCCAAAUCAACCAGAUCCCCACCAAGUACAGCCAGGCGGAGUCGACAAAGUUCCUCGUCCUCACCGUGGUGUCCAUCCUGUGCAUCGUCGGCGUGCUGCUGGCCUCCACUGUGGUCUACUGCCUCCGCCAUCGCUCCCACCACAAGCUCAAGGAAAAGCUCACCAACCUGGGAACGGAUACAAGCGGCGAUGCUACCGCCACCUAUCAGGAGCUCUGCCGGCAGCGGAUGGCGGUCAAACCUCCAGCCGAGCGUCAGGAGCCCAUCUCCUCCAGGAUCAACAGCGUCUCGUCCCAGUUCAGCGACGGCGGUCCGGCCGUCAGCCCCUCAGCACGGAGCAGCAUCUCCUCCUGGAGCGAAGAGCCCGCCCACUCCAACAUGGACAUCUCCACAGGUCACAUGAUCCUGUCCUACAUGGAGGACCACCUGAAGAACAAGGACCGUCUGGAGAAGGAGUGGGAGGCGCUGUGUGCCUACCAGGCCGAACCCAACGCCCGCACCGUCGGCCUCAAGGACGGCAACGCCAAGAAGAACCGCUCAGCUGCUGUUGUGGCGUAUGAUCACUCCAGAAUCACCUUGAAGGUGGAGAACAGCCAAGGCAACUCUGAUUACAUCAACGCCAGCCCCAUUAUGGAUCAUGAUCCCAGGAACCCGGCCUACAUCGCCACUCAGGGUCCGCUGCCCUCCACCGUGGCUGAUUUCUGGCAGAUGGUUUGGGAGAACGGCUGCGUGGUCAUUGUCAUGCUGACGCCUCUGGUGGAGAACGGGGUGAAGCAGUGCUACCAUUACUGGCCUGAUGAAGGAUCCAACCUGUACCACAUCUACGAGGUGAACCUGGUGUCCGAACACAUCUGGUGCGACGACUUCCUGGUUCGCAGCUUCUACCUGAAGAAUAUGCAGACCAACGAGACUCGCACUGUCACUCAGUUCCACUUCCUGACUUGGCUCAACCAGAACGUGCCGGAGACCAGCCGGACGCUGCUCGACUUCCGCAGGAAAGUUAACAAGUGCUACCGGGGACGCUCGUGUCCUAUCAUAGUCCACUGCAGCGACGGAGCUGGAAGAAGUGGAACCUACAUCCUGGUCGACAUGGUCCUCAACAAGAUGGCUAAAGGUGCCAAGGAGAUUGAUAUUGCAGCGACUCUGGAGCACCUGCGGGACCAGAGGCCAGGGAUGGUGCAGACGAAGGAUCAGUUUGAGUUUGCACUGACGGCCGUCGCCGAGGAAGUGAAUGCCAUCCUGAAAGCUCUUCCCCAGUAGGAAGAAGCUCCGACUGGAGGAUCCUCACUGCUGUCGCCUAACUUCGUUUCCUCAUUAAUUUGUCUCCUCUUUGUGCUUCACUUCCACCUCAUCCUGUCUUGUCUCUUCUUUCUAUCCUUUCAUUUAAUCCACGUUUUCCUUCUUCAUUUUUGUGUCUCUGUUUUGUCUCCUUUCAUCCAAUCUGUCCAUAUUUCCUUCCUUCCUUCCAUCUUCGUAAAAACAUCGUGCCAGGAAACAUUGAACCAGUCCUCUACAUAGAUAGACCUUCCUUCUAUUGUAAUGAUCCCGUCAGCCUGUUUUCCCAAAGUCGCAUUUCACUGCUGUUCAACACAGUUUUUUAAGGAUUGCUAAGAGAAAAAACUAACAAAAAAGGUUUCUCUAUGUUCUCUUAAGAGUAUAUUUAUCAUAUUUUCUGUUCCUAGAUCAACGUUAGCAUCAGCCGGGUAUGGCAGCGUUUGGCAGCAUCUAUUAUUGGUUUAGCAUGAUCCAAUUUAAAUAAAUCUCUGGAGCAUAUAUAAUAAAUAUAUGUAGGAGUUCCUGAAUGAUGCUGUGUUUGCCAAACCUGAGUGUUUCACUGAAUCGAUGCUCCCGGUUGGUCUUUGUGUGACGUUGAUCAUCAUGUCUGUAUCACAGAAAUUUGUAUUCGUGUCCGAUAUUUAGUGCCAUGCUUUCCGAUCAGUGCGCUACAGUGUCACAGUGCAACUCGUCUGCAUCCGGUAAGGUUGACUUCACUUCCUGGGGAGGUUUAUUUUUCUUUUGUUCAACUAAGUGGCAAGACAGUAACAUAUAAAACACUGUCCAAGAUCCCACUUAAAUGAGAGAUUCUGUUACUGGAAAGGAGGUGAAACAGCACGGAUGUGGUUUUUAUUUUUGUUUUUAAGUGUCGUUUUUCUUAUUUUUGUAUCAUCUUAGUAGAAGCAAUAUUGUGUUUCUUCAAUCUGAAUCGUUCUCUCUUGUGGACAACCAAUAUCGUGGCUUGUCGGUGAAGUUACACUCAUGUCUGCCUUAAUAAUAAUUUAAAAAAAUACAGUGGAUGGACGAACUGGUGAAAAGCCACAUGGAAAUAGGGCUAGUGAACAACACUUCAUUUGAAAGUGGCUUUAUUCCAGUGGAUUAACCUGUGGAUUAAAGGUGAGCCGUGCUGGUGCUUAAUGAAAAUCCGUCUGAUAAACACUGAAGAACGUUCUACCUUUAAGGACCCGAGGACAGAAAGUUUCCUGAAAGUUUGCCAGAGUCUGGAAUGAAGCCAUUGUUGAAUAAAGUGUUUCUGACUAGUGUUUUGAGAUAAAAGAGGAUAGUUUUGCUUCUGAAUAGUAGGUCUUCUAUGUAGCAUCGAUGUAUGAUUUGUACAUGUACAGUAGCUGAUCCUGUAUUGCAUCAAAAGACUAGUUUGCGGCGAAACUCAGCAGCUGGUUUUCCCAAAAGCAUCUUAAAAUUAACAGGAGUUUUUGUUCCGCUGUUGAUAAAAGAAGCACCAAAACCAUUAAAGCUGAUUCUUUUGUAUGUUUUAGCCCAUUUAUUUAAGUUAAGAUUCACUCUGCACAAUUAAGCACCUCCAAAGACUUAAUAUGGGCAAGAGUUGUGAUACGUGGUCAAGAGUGAACCCAGAGAUUGCUGCUUUUCUUGGUUUCCAAACACAAUAUCCAGAGUUUUAAGACAUGGUUUUACCCAUUAAAUCAUUGUGUUUGUGGGCUGGGACAAAUAAUAGUUCUCAUAAAACCCUGGGAUUGGUGGUAAAUUCUUGUCGGCUUAGACUUUCCGUCCAAAAAAAAAAAAUCUUUGACUUUGGGUUCGACUGAACAAAACCACUGAAACUUUGAUGAUCUAAAGAUGACUUUGGGAAACCAGCUCACAGAACUGGGCUACUUUCAAUUAAUUGACAGUUUUAUCCGUUAAAUUCCAGUUUCGUUUCUACAAUUGUAUUUAAAUCAGCAUUAUUAUGACUUGCAUACAAUAUGCUGCUAGUGCAUGACUAAUUAUUCAGCAAACCGGUGUGCUGUAGUUUCUUGUUGCCUCGAGACGAUCUUAGCAAACCUCUUCAAGCAAAUGACAAAAUGUCGGUUUCAUCUGUUGACUUUAUUUCCUGCACGAGAAGCUCCAAGUACCUUAAAAAGUGCAAAAAAAAGCCAAGGAUUAUCAUCUCCAAACUGUGCAGAUCAUGGUUUAAAGCGAACGGAAAAGAUGGUGCAGUGACAACGUGAUGUAACGCUGCAGGAAUCGCCUCCAUUCCUCAUCACGAAAUUAACAACAUGCUGCAAAGGAACGCCUCUUAUAACGGCUCGUUUAAUGCUCAGUGAGAGCUUCAUUUUUCUGCCUUUUUAAAGAUACUGUCAGGUAUGUUGUAAAAAUGUAGAAAAACAGCAAUGAAAGUGUUUAAAUUACCCGAUUCCACCUGUGAAUCAAAGCUAAAGUUGUUAUAAAAGGUGUUAUUUUUUUGCAGCAAAGAUGCUCAAUCAUUUUCCCCGAUGCCGUUCUUUCUUUCAUACACUCCAUUAAGUACCAAUAGAUGGCUGGUCUGUUGCAUUAAAACUGUACAUAAACCCAAAAAAAUAUGACAGAAGAUAUUUUGUUCUAUUGGUGUAAACAACUUGUGAAUAAAGUGUCAUUGUUGAUGCAGUAUGGAAAUGCAA